AUGCGUGGCCAGACCACAGAAUCAUCCACUCUCCAAGCGAUCUCUGAUGCAACUCCAAAGGAGGGGGCUUCAAAUGCGGAAGAGUUCCACCUGGUGCUUGCGCCAGAGCCGGAUGCUGAUGGGCAGCUCAAGAGCUCAGAGCAGGAGCACGUCAAGGCCUUGCUUGCACAGUAUCAGCGAGAGGAGGGCGCUCCAGAGGUUGAGCAGCCAUCGUCCUCUGGGCAAGGAGGGGCUGGCUGGGGUGGGGAGAUUUAUGAGAAGCCGUCAGCAGCCAGCGCAGACUUGGCGUUCCACAGAUAUGUCAAGCGCAUGCAGCGGCAGCCGGACCAGUGCAUCAGAUGCGCGCAUGGCGGCUCGCUGCUGUGGCCCAAGGAGCAGCCUCCGCAGCUUGACCGCUGCUCUUGCGGUCAGGAGCUCGUCUUGGAGGCACAGCUGAUGGCGCCUCUCGUGCACAUGCUGAAUGAGGCUGCAGAGUGGCUGAGGGAUGGCUGCGCAGGGCCUUCCAGGGCCACCGGGUUCUUGACUGCGCCCUUGAGCUGGGAGUGGCUAACGAUCGAGAGUGCUCGGACCAUCGUGGACCUUGUGACACAUGGCACACUUGCAACAGUGGGGGAGGACAAUAUCCCACUCGGAACCUACGCAAGCUAUGUGCUAGAUCAAGAUGGCCAGCCCAUCCUGCGCUUGAGAGAGCAGGCUGUGCACACUGCCAACAUCUUGAGGAAUCCCCGCUGCAGUCUCUUUGUACAGCCAGAGGACAUGCCUGCCAGGCUCUUAGCCAGAGUGACACUCAUCGGCCGGGUUGAAAAGGUCGAAGAGGCCGCUGCUGAGGAGGCAUGCAGGAGGCAUGCACAGCUGCACUUUGGUGGCGUGGGAGUGGAUGCACCCCAGCCGACUGACUUGUUCUACCGACUAGUCAUCGAGCGCUGCUUCUAUGUGGGCGGCAUGGGCUCUGCCUGCAAAGCAGAGGACCUCAGCGCCGAAGAAUACAAGGCGGCAGAGGCGGAUCCGUUGAGGGAGCAUGCAUCAGCGCUGGUGGACUACCAGAACAAGGAGCGCACAGAGGAUGUACUGCGCAUUGCCAGCUUUGCGCUGGGAGUCCCCCUGGAGAAGCUGGAGGGCGCGCAGCUGCUGUGGGUGGACCGCCUCGGCAUCUACCUCUUUGCUGCCACUGUCGGCGGCGCCGGCGCACAGGUCGUCCGUGUGACAUUUGCUCGGGAGGUGACUGAUGAGAGGGAUGCGCAGAGCACUCUAACGAUGCUGGCCCAGGUGGCCUGGGAGAGAGAAAGAAAUUACAUCCCCAUCAUGUCAUCCGUGCCAGACCCUGUCUCCAACUAG
Molecule: messenger RNA, 1335 nt
Organism: Coccomyxa subellipsoidea C-169
Lineage: Eukaryota; Viridiplantae; Chlorophyta; Trebouxiophyceae; Coccomyxaceae
Exons: 8
Coding region: 1-1335 (444 amino acids)
Cellular component (GO): cytoplasm
Source: RefSeq, a predicted model, not a curated record